AUGACUGAGUUUAGCGGAAUAUUUGCCAACGCUCAUUUGCCAUAUGAGUUCCAGCGAACACCUGAAUCGCCGUCAAUCGUAGACAUGACGGAGGCCGCAAUAAAAGUUUUACAACGGAAUGAAAACGGAUUCUUCCUUAUGGUUGAAGGUGGAAACAUAGACAUGGGUCACCAUAGGGGUAGAGCACGCACAGCCAUAGACGAAGCCUUAGCUAUGGAGGAGGCUGUAAAACUCGCUUAUAACAUGACCGAUCCCAGUGAUACUCUAAUAGUGGUGACAUCAGACCACGCGCACUCCAUGACCAUUAAUGGACAUCCCAACCGCGGUGACGAUAUCUUUGGUACUGUCGGUCCUUCAAGGGCAGACGGCCUUAACUACACGACGAUAGCGUACGGCACUGGUGGGCCUGGCUCCCGUCAAUAUGAGAUCCAGGUCGUAAACGGCACAAACCAGAUAGUGCGGCGAGACCCUAUCCAAGAUGACACCACAGACUUUAUGUACGAGCAAAUAUCUGCUAUAACUCUAGAUGAGAACAAGCACGGUGGAGGAGAUGUAGGAGUUUACGCUAGCGGUCCAUAUUCCCACCUAUUCCACAACGUACACGAACAACAUUACGUAUACUACGCAAUAUCGUACGCAGCAAGAAUGGGCAAGUACGCUGAGCGACCUACCGUCUCCGGCGCAUUCUCAAUGCAGGGACAUCUUCUCCUAUACUUCAUGUCUUUGUUAUUAGUAUUAAUUGCUGUUAUAUAG
This is a messenger RNA of Pieris macdunnoughi, 753 nucleotides long. NCBI's taxonomy places the organism in Eukaryota, Metazoa, Arthropoda, Insecta, Lepidoptera, Pieridae. The record is from the annotation of a GenBank genome assembly.